AUGUCUGGUGUACAGAUACUGCUUUUCCUGCAGAGCCUGACACGCAGGAAACCUCUGGAGCCUGAAGGAGAGGUGUCAAACUUUCGACGAUGCCUGACCACACUUGACUUGGUGGCUCUGGGGGUUGGCAGCACACUAGGGGCCGGUGUGUAUGUGCUGUCAGGAGAAGUGGCCAGAACAGUGGCUGGACCGAGUAUCAUAAUCUCCUUCCUGAUAGCCGCAGUGGCCUCUGUCUUUGCGGGACUGUGCUAUGCUGAAUUUGGAGCUCGUGUUCCCAAAACUGGCUCAGCCUAUCUCUACAGCUAUGUGACUGUGGGAGAGAUAUGGGCUUUUAUCACUGGCUGGAACUUGUUGCUGUCUUAUGUUAUAGGGACAUCAAGUGUAGCCAGAGCAUGGAGUGGGACCUUUGAUGACCUCAUUGGAAAUGUCAUUGCCAAGUCUCUGGGGAAACAGGCUGCCAUGGAUUUACCUGGAUUAGCUCCCUACCCAGACUUCUUUGCAGCUGGACUAAUAAUGCUUUUGGCAGGAAUCCUUGCAUUCGGCGUUAAAGAGUCUGCCAUUGUAAACAAGGUUUUUACAGCAGUUAACGUCAUAGUGUUGCUGUUUGUUAUCCUCUCUGGCUUCAUAAAGGGAGACAUUGACAACUGGUACAUUGGUGAAGAUUUUCUCCUAAAUGCAUAUGAGUAUGGACUCCUAUUUUUCAAGACACCAAACUACACCUCAAUAAAUGAAACUAUCAGAUAUGGCAGUGGGGGAUUUUUCCCUUUUGGUUUUGAGGGGACAAUAGCAGGAGCAGCUACUUGCUUUUAUGCAUUUGUUGGAUUUGACUGCAUCGCCACAACAGGAGAAGAGGUUCAGAACCCUCAGAAGUCGAUCCCUCUUGGCAUCGUGGCAUCCCUCCUCAUCUGCUUCCUGGCUUAUUUUGGUGUAUCUGCUGCCUUGACUCUGAUGAUGCCGUACUAUUUGCUCAGUGCUAACAGCCCACUGCCUGUGGCCUUUACAUACAUUGGCUGGGGCCCUGCAAAGUAUGCAGUGGCUGUGGGAUCCCUCUGUGCACUGUCAACAAGCCUGCUAGGCUCAAUGUUCCCGAUGCCCCGUGUGCUCUUCGCUAUGGCCAGGGAUGGACUUCUCUUCAGACCUCUCAGUAAAAUGAGUGACAGACAAAGUCCUGUCAUAGCUACACUGGCUUCAGGGGUUGUAGCAGCUAUCAUGGCGUUAUUGUUUGACCUGAAGGCACUGGUUGACAUGAUGUCCAUUGGAACGCUAUUUGCCUACACACUUGUUGCAAUAUGUAUUCUCAUAUUAAGGUACCAAACAGAUCUCAGUGAGGAUUCAAUCUUUCUGGCCAUUAUCCUAAGCAUAUUCAUAUCCAGGGCUAUGGACUCCCUGCAGGCCCUGGAUUGGUGGAGUCUGCUCUGUGUAUCUGUGACCAUACUGAUGCUGGUCCUCAUUAUCCUGAUUAUCUGCAGACAACCACAGAGUACAACAAAAGCUGCUUUCAUGGUUCCAUUUGUGCCGUUGCUUCCUAUAUUCAGCACCUUUGUCAAUGUCUAUUUAAUGGUUCAACUUGGAUCAGACACAUGGAUCCGCUAUGCUGUGUGGAUGGCAGUAGGUUUAAUAAUCUACUUCGGCUAUGGUGUUCAUCACAGUGUGCAGAAACAAAGACUUCAAAAUUUACACAACCACGUCAGCAUUCACAGCAUCACCACCACUAUGGAGCAAAACUUUGAACCUGGACAAGAUUUUGAUGGCUAG
Scomber japonicus (chub mackerel) is the source of this 1755-nucleotide messenger RNA. RefSeq names its product cationic amino acid transporter 2 family protein. Gene Ontology annotation, cellular component: plasma membrane. The record is from RefSeq and is a predicted model, not a curated record. The transcript has 11 exons. Lineage: Eukaryota; Metazoa; Chordata; Actinopteri; Scombriformes; Scombridae. The coding region runs from base 1 to 1755 and encodes 584 amino acids. Gene Ontology annotation, biological process: amino acid transport; transmembrane transport. Gene Ontology annotation, molecular function: amino acid transmembrane transporter activity.